Molecule: messenger RNA, 883 nt
Organism: Acanthisitta chloris (rifleman)
Lineage: Eukaryota; Metazoa; Chordata; Aves; Passeriformes; Acanthisittidae
Product: zinc finger protein 346-like
Exons: 5
Molecular function (GO): zinc ion binding; double-stranded RNA binding
Source: RefSeq, a predicted model, not a curated record
AGCAAGAAACAUGCCAACAAGGUGAGGAGGUACCUGUCCAUCCAUGGUGGGGAGGAGACUGCCCACGGGAAGAAGAUAAAGCUGGAGGCAAAGCAGGACAGCAAGCAGGAAGGCAGCAAUGGGGAGGACAGGAACAAGUGCUGUCCCAUCUGCAACAUGACCUUCUCCUCUCCAGCCGUGGCAACAUCUCACUACCUGGGCAAGACUCAUGCCAAGAACAUGAAGCAGCAGGCACCCAAAGUGGAAGAAGCAGUGCCCCCACAGAAAAACCCUCCUGCCCUCCCCACCUCGACCACAUCUUCUAACGAAGAAAACAAGGACAUUACUGACCCGGACAAGUUCUGUAGCCUCUGCCAUGCCACUUUCAACAACCCCCUUAUGGCAAAACAGCACUAUGUAGGCAAGAAGCACAGAAAGCAGGAGACCAAACACAAGCUGAUGGCACACUAUGGCCGAACCCCCGAUGCACCAGCGUCGUCCUUCAUGGCUGGGAAGGGGUACCCCUGCAGCACAUGUAACAUAGUGCUGAACUCCAUAGAGCAGUACCAAGCUCACAUCAGUGGCUUCAAACACAAGAAUCAGAUGCCAGGAGCAGUGCCAGUUGUCGGACCAUUCCCGCCACAACAGUAUGUCCGGGAAGAGUCAACUGCCCCAGGAGGCUACAGUUACUUCAGCCAAGACUUCUAGAGCAAGUUGCAGCACUGUUCUUGGAGUUGUUGGUGGCCCCAGAACGCACAUCCUUUGCCAGCCCACAAUGGUUUCAUUAUCCCUCUGGAUAAGCAAAGCCCUACCCUCCUGUAUGCGCUCGUUGAGCAGAACAGGGACUGAAUCUGUCAGGAAAAGGAUCCAGUUGGAAGAGACUUGCUAGACAGCAAAUACUUCA